Anolis carolinensis (green anole) is the source of this 5413-nucleotide messenger RNA. Its product is annotated as kelch-like protein 23. The transcript is spliced from 3 exons. NCBI's taxonomy places the organism in Eukaryota, Metazoa, Chordata, Lepidosauria, Squamata, Anolidae. The coding region runs from base 1 to 1812 and encodes 603 amino acids. The record is from RefSeq and is a predicted model, not a curated record. Gene Ontology annotation, molecular function: protein binding.
AUGGAUAGAUCCUUCCUUCCUGCUCCCAUCUUCUUCUUCCCUGCGCGAGGAAGCUCUAUUUUUAGAGCCAGAGUCACCUGCCGGGUUCUAAUUCCGUCCCAGUUGGUGGUCUCUUGCCAAGGAGGGAGGGGAGGGAGUCUGUUUACAGUAAUGGAGGAAGCUGCUCCGGCGACGGACGUGGUGCUGGAGGUGGGCGGUGGGCUCUUCCCGGCCAACCGGGGGGCGCUCUCCCAACACAGCCGCUACUUCCAGGCCCUGUUCUUCGGGGGUCCCUUCCGGGAACGCUGUCAGAAACACAUCCGCCUCCAUGGCGUUGAAGCCGAGCCCUUCGGGGUCCUGCUCUCCUGUAUCCAAACUGGAAUCCCACUGGCCAUUUCCCGAACCAAUGUGGCUUCUCUACUGGAGGCGGCCGACUUCCUGGCGCUGGAGCGGCCCAAGCGGUGUUGCGAGGCCUUCCUGGAACGAGAACUGAGGGUAGACAACUGCCUGGGCCUGAUGGCCUUUGCCGAGCGCUUCUCCUGCCCAUGGUUGUUCUCGGCCUCCCGCGGAGUGGCCCUGACCCACUUUGAGGAGGUGGCCGCACUUGACGAGAUGCUCGCUCUCUCCCCGGAGUCUCUGUCCGCCCUGAUGCGCAGCGACUGGUUGUUCGUGUCGCGCGAGGACCGGGUCCUGGAGGCGCUGCUGCGCUGGGUUAACGCGGAGCCCGCCGUCCGCGAGAAGCACUUCCUCAACCUCGUGGCGCUGGUGCGCGGACCCUGCCUCAGCCUCCCCUGCCUGGACCGGCUCAUCCGCGACGGCACCGGCAACAACGUCCUCGAGGCCCGUCUUUUGCGGAAGCUGAACGCCCACCUGCCCCAGAGCUGGGCCCCGGGCAAGAGGGGCCCCUGUGCCGAGCGGGGCCACGAGGAUGUCCUGGUCCUGGCCGGGAGGCACGACCACGAGCAGCAGCAGCUCCUCCGCUUCCAGCCCAGGACGGGCGCCUGGCGGAACUGUGCUCCGCUCCUGCGCAGGAACCUCACCCAGUACGCCGUGGCCGCCGUAGGCGACCUGCUGUACGUGACGGGCGGCUUCACGCGGGAGGAGUGGACGUGGUCCCCGACAGAUGGGGUUCUGUCCUACAGCAGCUGGGAGGACCGCUGGGAGGAGGGCCCCCCGCUGCGGACGGCCCGGCAUAGCCACUGCGCGGCCGGGGUGGGGGGCCGGCUCUUCGUGGCGGGGGGCGCCCUGGACGGGGGGCCCCUGACGCCCGACGUGGAGAGCCUGGCCCCCGGGGAGGCCACCUGGCGCAGCGCCAGCCCCAUGGCCCGACCCGUCGAGAGGGCCGCCGCCGCCGGGGUCGGGUCCCGGCUGCUCUUCGUGGUGGGCGGCCUGGACGAGAGCGGGAGCGUCUGCCCCGCCGUGCAGCGCCUGGACACGCUCGCCGACGCCUGGGACGUGGUCGCCCGCUCCCCGCUCCCCCGGUACGACCUCUGCGCGGCGGCCCUGAACGGGGGUCUCUUCACGGUGGGCGGGGGGGCCCUGCGGCUGGAGACGGACACGGGCGAGUGGACCCCCCUCGAGGGCGGGGAGGGCGAAGAGGACGGGCAGGGCGGGACCCGCCUGGGCCGGGGCUUCUUCAAGGCCUGCGUGGCCGCCAAUGGGCGCCUCUACCUCCUGGGGCAGCGGCAGGGCAACAGCCAGCGGCCCAACCUGCUGCUCCUGGACCCCUACCUGGAGCCCCCCCUCCGCUGCCGGGAGCUGGACCCCCAAGUCCCCUGCCCGCUCCCCAUCCAGGCCGCGGCCACGGUGCGCUGCUUCGGGACCUGGCACUGACCGCCGACUGUCCGAAGAGGAAGAGCGGAUGCAAUACAUCUCUACCAACCGAGUUCGAAGCUCGGGUCGGGGUGAGCACCCAACCGUCAGCCCAGCUACACAGUCUGAAAACAGCUGUGAGUGGCGAGUAGAAAAAUUAGGCACAAUGUAAAUGGGUCGGAGUGAGCACCCGAUUGUCAGCCCAGCUCACUGUCCACCUAAACAGUCCGAGCGGCGAGUAGAGAAAUUAGGCACAACUUAAGCGGGUUGGGGUGAGCACCCGAUCGUCAGCUCAGCUACACAGUCCGAAAACAGCUGUGAGUGGCGAGUAGAGAAAUUAGGCACAACAUAAAUGGGUCGGGGCGAGCACCUGACCAUCAACUCAACUCACUGUCCACCCAAACAGUCUGAAAACAGCCGUGAGUGGCGAGUAGAGAAAUUAGGUACCACUUAAAUGGUUCGGGAUGAGCACCCGAUCGUCAGCCCAGCUCACUGUCCACCUAAACAGUCCGAGCGGCGAGUAGAGAAAUUAGGUACCACUUAAGUGAGUCGGGGUGAGCACCUGACCAUCAGCUCACCUCAAACAGUCCAAAAACAGCCGUGAGCGGCAAGUUGAGAAAUUAGGUACCACUUAAAUGGGUCGGGGUGAGCACCCGACCGUCGGCCCAGCUCACUGUCCACCAAAUUAAGCAGGGAGGUAUUUGACGGCACCCUAAAAGGAAAACACCGCAAAUGCCGGCGAUCAAAGAACAAGGAGGAAAGUCUGUGACCGAGGGCUCGUCGUAGCGGAUGGAGCGACAGCGCCCCCCUGUGGCCGGAACCGAGCACAACCUCCAAGGACGCCGAAGUUGGGAAAAUUGCCGACAUGAUACCUCUGUUGCCUAUCCUGUCUCGCGGAAUAUAAAUGCUAUAAAUAAUAAGUAUAAAUAAAUAUAAAUAUUGUAAAUAAUAAAUAAAUGGGAGCCUCAGGAAGAAGGUCAUUUUUUCCUCCACAGAUAGAUAGAUAGAUAGAUAGAUACUCCACUUGCUUGACCACUCUCAAGUCCUCUGGAGAUGCCAGUAGCCACAGAUGCAGGCGGAACGAAACAAGGAGAAAAUACUGCUAUAAUAAUAAUAAUAAUAUAAUACAUUUAUUACCACUCAAGAUAGACAAUAAGCAGGUCUCCUGCAGGACUGGGGUCUCCUCCUGGUUCGGCCAACGCGCCCAGUGGUCAAGUGUCCACCUCCCGGGCCUCCUCAGGGGCACCUCCCGGCCAGCUGCCGGGCCUGGCGGUCCUCGCGGGGGGUCCACGGCCGGGCGUAGCCCCCCCGGGGCAGCAGGAGGCGGUUGAGCGUCCCCUCGAAGUUGACGUGGCGCCGGGCCAUGAGCAGGUAGUGGCGCCCCUCCUCCAGCAGGGGGCAGGCGCAGGGCCCGGCCGCCCAGGCGAACUCCCGGCGCUCGAGCGGGAAGCGGUUGCGGUACGUCUCCACCACACGCAGGUCGUAGCGUGUCUCCCGCCCCACCGACCGCCGGGACAGGAUCUGCGCACGGAAGACUAGGCGGGAAGGACACAUGACAUACGAUAUGAUAAAGACACGAUCGGUAUGGAAUGACAGAUCCAAAGCCGGGCGAUGGAGGGCUCCCGUGUGCCCCAGUUCGGGCGCCAAAUAGAGCGAGACGCCUCCCCGUGAAUGCAUUCCGGGCCUUGCGAUCAGGAACGAGGAGAUUGUAAACACAGAAACUAUCUCUGCAUUCUAUCUAUAUAUAUAAAAGGGUAGUGGCGUUUCGUCUAUCUAUAUAUAUAAAAGGGUAGUGGCGUUUCGGCCUGGGACAAAACAACAAAACUACACAUCCCGGAAACACUAAACUCUCUCUAUUCUAGUUUCAAUGUAGUCAUGAAUAAUGAAUAAUAUAAUAGUAAUAAUAUAAUAUCCUACAAUAUUAAUAGAAUAAUAAUAGCAUGAUAUAAUAAUAAUCUAUAUCUAUACAUAUAAAAGUGUAAUGGCAUUUCGGUCUAGGACAAAACAACAAAACUACACACCCCAGAAACACUAAACUUGGCAGCACAACCUCUCAUCCUUAUUAUCCAAGAUAUUCACUUAUCCAAGCUUCUGCAGGCCCGUUCAGCUUGGAUAAGUGAGACUCUAUAUUGAUAUUUUAGUAUUAUUUAUAUUAUGAUAUUAUAUUAUGAUUGUUGGUGUUGCUCCAUUAUAUCUAUAUAUAUAAAAGGGUAAUGAAAUUUCGGCCUAGGACAAAACAACAAAACUACACAUCCCAGAAACACUAAACUCUCUAUUCUAGUUUCAAUGUAGUCAUGAAUAUUGAAUAAUAUAAUAGUAAUAAUAUAAUAUCCUACAAUAUUAAUAGAAUAAUAAUAGAAUGAUAUAAUAAUAAUCUAUAUCUAUCUAUAUAUAUAAAAGGGUAAUGGCAUUUUGGCCUAGGACAAAACAACAAAACUACACAUCCCGGAAACACUAAACUCUCUAUGCUAGUUUCAAUGUAGUCAUGAAUAAUGAAUAAUAUAAUAAUAAUAUAAUAGUAAUAAUAUAAUAUCCUACAAUAUCAAUAGAAUAAUAAUAGAAUGAUAUAAUAAUAAUCUAUCUAUCUAUCUAUAUAUAUAAAAGGGUAAUAUAUAAAAGAGUAGAUGAAUAGGUACUGUUCCGGCGGAAAGUUAAUGGCGCUCGAUCGAGCCAAUGACUCACCGAAGUCGCUGCUGCAGUAGUGGUGCAGGCGCCGGGACUUCCCUUUCGCCGCCGGGCACUCGCCACAACGUUCUGCAAAACAGGAACGGAACGGAGUUGCGCCGCCACCCGAAACGGAUGAAAACACACAGGGAAUGGGGAUGGCGUCGGGGGCCUACCUCGCUGGGGGGGCGCUGUGGCCGCGGGGGCCUCCGGGGGCCGCUCUGCCUGGGCCUCCCGGGUCUGCUGCUGCCGCCGCAACGGACUAGGGCCGCGGCCGCCCUCCUUCGGGACCCAGAACUCGAACUCGACGCCCGGGUUGGGCGCCUGGAAGAGGACCUGGCGGGUGGGGAGAGCGGAGGAAACUUGGGAAGACCUGAAUCAUGAACUCUGGGAGUGGUGAAGCCAUGAGAUCAUACCGGACGCACCUGGGCUUCAAGGUUUUAUCACAAAUUCUCUGAGAACGUCUAACUCAGGGGUCCCCAAACUAUGGCCCGCGGGCCGAAUGCGGCCCUCAAAGUACAUUUACCUGGCCCCGCCCUCAGUUUUAUAAUAUAAUAUUUUUAUAUCAGUUUUAAUAAUAUAUUGUAUAUACAUAUAAUAUUGAUAAAAAUAUUAUAAUGUUAUACAAUAUAAUACUAAUAAUAAUACCAUAUAAUAAUAUUAAUUAUAUGUUAUAUAUUACAUAUAGUAUUACAGUAUAGCGGUAUAGUUCAAUAUAGUAAUGUAUAAUGCUAAUAUUGUGUUAUGCUGAUAUAUAUUGUAUGUACAUACAGCUGUUCUGAGUAAGAAGGGUGGGAUAUAAAUGUAGUAAAUAAAUGUAGUAAGUAAAUGAAUAAUUAAUUUUAGACUUAGGCUCACCCAAAGUCUGAAAUGACUUGAAGGCACACAACAACAACAACAACAACAACCCUAAUUAACUUGACUAUCUCAUUGGCCAGAAGCAGGCCCACAAUUUCCA